Messenger RNA from Lipotes vexillifer (Yangtze River dolphin), 2137 nucleotides. RefSeq names its product nucleolar protein 10 (gene NOL10). The coding region runs from base 1 to 2067 and encodes 688 amino acids. The transcript is spliced from 21 exons. Gene Ontology annotation, cellular component: nucleus; nucleolus; 90S preribosome. Gene Ontology annotation, biological process: maturation of SSU-rRNA from tricistronic rRNA transcript (SSU-rRNA, 5.8S rRNA, LSU-rRNA). The record is from RefSeq and is a predicted model, not a curated record. Gene Ontology annotation, molecular function: protein binding. NCBI's taxonomy places the organism in Eukaryota, Metazoa, Chordata, Mammalia, Artiodactyla, Lipotidae.
AUGCAGGUCUCCAGCCUCAACGAAGUGAAGAUUUACAGUCUCAGCUGCGGCAAGUCCCUUCCCGAGUGGCUUUCUGACAGAAAAAAGAGAGCACUUCAGAAGAAAGAUGUCGAUGUUCGUAGGAGAAUUGAACUUAUUCAGGAUUUUGAAAUGCCUACUGUUUGUACCACUAUUAAGGUAUCAAAGGAUGGACAGUAUAUUUUAGCCACCGGGACAUAUAAACCUCGAGUUCGAUGUUAUGACACCUAUCAAUUAUCCUUGAAGUUUGAAAGGUGUUUAGAUUCAGAAGUUGUCACCUUUGAAACUUUGUCUGAUGACUAUUCAAAGAUUGUCUUCCUGCAUAAUGAUAGAUACGUUGAAUUUCAUUCACAAUCAGGUUUCUACUACAAAACCAGAAUACCAAAGUUCGGGAGAGAUUUUUCUUACCAUUAUCCAUCCUGUGACUUGUACUUUGUUGGCGCAAGCUCUGAAGUUUAUAGAUUGAACUUGGAACAAGGACGGUUCCUGAGUCCUCUACAGACUGAUGCUGCGGAGAAUAAUGUUUGUGAUGUAAAUUCAGUGCAUGGCUUAUUUGCCGCAGGAACAAUAGAGGGCCGAGUGGAGUGCUGGGACCCGAGGACGCGUGGCAGGGUUGGCCUGUUAGAUUGCGCCUUAAGUAGUGUCACGGCUGAUUCAGAGAUAAACAGUUUACCAACGAUCUCUGCUUUGAAAUUUAAUGGUGCCUUGACCAUGGCAGUUGGAACAUCCACAGGGCAGGUUUUAUUGUAUGAUCUUCGGUCUGAUAAGCCAUUGCUAGUUAAGGAUCACCAAUAUGGGCUGCCCAUUAAAUCAGUUCAUUUCCAGGAUUCAUUAGAUUUGAUUUUGUCUGCUGACUCUCGAAUUAUCAAAAUGUGGAAUAAGAACUCAGGAAGAAUAUUUACUUCCUUGGAGCCAGAACAUGACAUUAAUGAUGUUUGCCUCUAUCCCAACUCAGGAAUGCUUCUUACUGCCAAUGAAACCCCCAAGAUGGGCAUCUAUUACAUUCCGGUUUUGGGUCCUGCUCCCAGGUGGUGUUCCUUCUUAGACAACUUGACAGAAGAAUUGGAAGAGAAUCCAGAAAGCACAGUUUAUGAUGAUUACAAAUUUGUCACCAAGAAAGACCUUGAAAAUUUAGGGCUCACCCAUCUCAUUGGAUCACCUUUUCUCCGGGCAUAUAUGCAUGGAUUUUUCAUGGAUAUAAGACUCUACCACAAGGUGAAACUGAUGGUAAAUCCAUUUGCUUUUGAAGAAUAUAGGAAGGAUAAGAUCCGACAGAAGAUAGAAGAAACACGAGCACAGAGAGUCCAGUUAAAGAAAUUGCCAAAAGUUAACAAAGAGCUGGCACUUAAAUUAAUUGAGGAAGAGGAGGAAAAGCAAAAAUCGACGUGGAAAAAGAAGGUUAAGAGCCUUCCUAAUAUUCUCACUGAUGAUCGAUUUAAAGUUAUGUUUGAGAACCCUGACUUCCAAGUAGACGAAGAGAGUGAAGAAUUUAGGCUUUUGAAUCCACUUGUUUCCAAAAUUAGUGAAAAAAGGAAGAAGAAACUAAGACUCUUAGAGCAACAGGAACUUCAUGAAGAAGAAGAGGAGGAAGAACCGGAAGGAAAACCAAGUGAUGCAGAAAGUUCUGAGAGUUCGGAUGAUGAAAAAGACUGGGUUGCAGAGGUCAGGAAACAGCGCCGACUUCUCCAACAGGAGGAAAAAGUGAAGCGGCAGGAACGGCUCAGGGAGGACCGGCAGACAGUCCUCAAGCCCCAGUUUUAUGAGAUCAAAGCAGGCGAAGAGUUCAGAAGCUUCAGAGAUUCUGCCACAAAGCAGAAGCUGAUGAAUAAAACCCUUGAAGACCGGUUGAAACUCGAAGCGAAAAGUGGGACAUUGAGUGUAUCGGACACCACGGUUGGCAGCAAACAAUUGACAUUUACAUUAAAGAAGUCGGAACAGCAGAAGCAGCAGCAGGAGGCUGCGAAACUGCACCGACAAGAGAGGAAGACCCUCCGCCGUUCAGCCGGUCACCUGAAGUCCAGGCCCAGGAGAGGACGGCUGUUCCACUGAGUCUGGAACCGAUCCCACGUGUGGUUUGGAGGAGCUUGCCUCCCCUACUUGACCAUCGUUAGAGGGUGUU